This is a messenger RNA of Protopterus annectens (West African lungfish), 12308 nucleotides long. RefSeq names its product TBK1 binding protein 1 (gene TBKBP1). The transcript is spliced from 11 exons. Gene Ontology annotation, biological process: canonical NF-kappaB signal transduction. The record is from RefSeq and is a predicted model, not a curated record. Gene Ontology annotation, cellular component: cytoplasm. NCBI's taxonomy places the organism in Eukaryota, Metazoa, Chordata, Ceratodontiformes, Protopteridae. The coding region runs from base 528 to 2342 and encodes 604 amino acids.
UGAGCGGAGCUGUUGUUGGACGCUGCUGCUAACUGACAGGUGGGUAGGGGGCAGGAGUUUACCUUGCAGCUCUGAUAUUAUGAGGACAGGGGAGAUGUUCCAAUUAGCCUUAGGAUAGCUAUGUCUGUUGCACCCUGAGAUGCAGGCUGCUACCUGCACAUAUCCCAUUCCCGAGUAACGGGGAUGAAGCAGUAAAGGAUGCUGCUUAAUAUACGCCACAAUGCCUUUCGCUUCCUAUUUCUGGAAUAUUGGAGUACUCGUGGAUUAUUCAUUUGUUCUUUUUUUGCUGUGUGCGCAACUGUCUCCCACAUAACUUGCUGAAAUCAUUUUUUCAUGAAACCUGAUAUUUCCGUUCCACUCAUUUGAAGGUGUAAGUGCUGGUUCUUGCAUGGAAGAAAAGCCUAGGACCUGUGACUUCUUCUGAAUGUGAUUGAUCUUUUGUCAGCUACCUGCUACAUGCAGUGAUGUUACCUGCUAUCUUUCUUAACCAGCUGUCCUCUCAGGCAGGUUAGCGUAAAGCUGUUACCAUGGAUUCCCUGUUUGAUGACGACAUCAGCAUUAUAGAACGUGAUGGACUGUGUGAGGAUGGGGGAUGGGUGGAGAGGCCCAUCAAUGAUAUCUCGGGGGAGAUGUUCUCUGCUUCGCACUUCGCCCUCAUCACUGCUUAUGAUGACAUCAAGAACCGCCUCACAGGGCUGGAGAGGGAAAACUCGACUUUGAAGAGGAAACUUAAACAGUAUGAAAACAAGUAUACACUCAUUAAUGAGUCUGGAAAUGAUCGCAGUUUCUCUGUAUACACUUCCAAAGAGUCCAGCUUGUUGAGGACAGACAAUUGUACCUUUCAGCACCAAAUCAAUCACUUGCAGCAAGAAUUUCAGAAAAGCAAGGAACGAGAAGAUGACCUUUUUCAGGCCUAUCAGAAAGUUUCUCUGGAGAAAAACGACCUGCAACAAGAGCUGAAUGAAAUGACAACCUUGGCGGAGAAGCAUUUGAAUCGUGUGCGUAAUCUGGAACAGCAGCUGCGACAACGGGAAUCUACAUGCCAGGUGCAGAACAAGGAGGUUCAGUACCUACAGGUUCCACCAGGCCCUGAGGUGGUCCACAUGCUGGACUGUGGUAACCGCCCAACUACCUGGAACAUGGAGCUUCAGAGGUUGAAGGCUGAGUUGGAAGGUGCAGAUCGAGAACUGCAGAAUGCUCAGAGGAGAGAGGAUCAACUGAAAGAGGAGUGUGAGCGGCUGCAGUCCAAGCUUGGUCACCUUCAGGAAACUCGCCAACAGGAAGUGACAAGUGGGUGUGACCAGCGGGAGAUGGAAUGGAUCAAGCGAGUGGGAGAUGAACAGGUGAACCUGGCCCUGGCAUACACAGAGCUAAGUGAAGAGCUUUCCAAGCUGAAGACCAUGAGCUGUGCACAGAGCGAGAUCCUGAGAAAACUGUCCGCAGGCCAAGUGAUUAGCACUGCUCGUCACUCUCCUGUAGCCCAGCACAGACCUCCAGUAUCCCAGUGCCAGUCUCCAGCAACACAGAGAAGGUCUCCUGUGUCUCAAAGUCCAUCUCCUGCCUCCCAGAGACGAUCUCCAGUAUCUCAAUGUCCGUCUCCUGCAACACAGAGGCGAUCUCCAGUGUUGGUUCCAUGCCAGUCUCCUGCAACACAACGUCGCUCUCCAGCACCCCAGUGUCAGUCUCCAGCUGCUUCACAGCGUCGAACUCCAUGCCAGUCUCCUGCACCUCAGCGUCAGAAGCCAGUAGCCUUGUCCUCAUCUCCUGCAUUACAACACAGGUUUCCUGGUCCUGAAGCAAACUCCAUGAACUUUUGCUACCCUAGGCCUUCCAGUCAUUUCCUCAGGGCUAGUUUUCAAGGACGACGUAGUUACUCUGAAGUCAGUGACACAGCCUUAUAUCAACAGAAGGCACGGGCAGGAUGGCAUUCAGAUGUAUCCACCUUGCCAAAGCAUCGGCCCUAUCAUGAGGUCUACCUUAACAGUUUAGGUGGUCCAAUACCUAAGAGAGAUCACAGAGGAUUUGGAGACCGUCCUCGCUUUGAAAAACAAUCAUCUGAUGAAGAUGAAUGGGUGGGACGGAGUCCUUCAAGCCCUGAUAGCGGUCCCAUGCAGUGUGCCACCUUCUGUGCCAGUUUUCCUAUCCCAGAAAGUCCUGCAAACCGGAGUUCAGCAGCCUGCUCUGAGCAUGCUCAGUCCUGGCCUUCAAUUAAUCUAUGGAUGGAAACAGAGGGGUCAGACAUUCGAAGCUGCCCUUUGUGCCACUUGACCUUUCCUGUUGGUUACCCUGAUGAUGCACUUAUAAAACACAUUGACUCUCACCUAGAAAAUAGCAAGAUCUAGCUGAUGGACUCACCUGGCCGGAACAGAGACACUGCUUCCUUUUGGGCUUCUCACCUGAAAAAAAUACCUCCACUUUUUGAACUUGAAUAAGCAGGGAAGCGAGCUCACAGAAAUGACUCUUCAUAAAACAAUGUACUGUUUUUGCCAGACUGGUGACCACACAUGCAAGCUGUCUGAGCUGUUGUCUGUUUCUUAAAAUGAAGGUCCUUUUUGGGUUUGAAGUUUUAAUUAGACUGUUGCAUGAAAAUCCUGGUAUCACUGGCAAUAUGCUGCAGUCGAAUUGCUUUACAAUGUUUUAAAAGCUCUGUGGUUCCCCCCCAGAGUGCUGCUUUUGAUGUAUAUUAAGCAAUUUUGUAUUGAUGCCUUCCAGUGCCAGUGGGUGGAGGAAGCCUAGAGCUUCUUCAAGCCUCCAGAACACAGCGUACCACUAGGCCCAGCUAUGGCUUCCACAGGCUUCACCUGUUUUGAUCCACCUGAACAAAUCCACUGAAGAACAUUCUAUAUCCAUACCAUCUAUGGCUUCUGUGAUGCUGGAACUGGCAUGCCUGCUGGGCUCACACUGGUGGGAUACAGUUUAAGGUGUUAGCAUACCUGUGGCUACUUUACUGAGGUACCCUGCUCCAUUUCUGUGAACAACAGACUUUUCCCUUCGGUAGUGCCCCUUUUUUGGAUUUGAAGGAAUGCUGAUUCUAAAUGUUUAUUAAAAAAGAGAAUAUAUACAGGUAUAUAUUUUUAUUGAUACAAAUAAAAAUUAUAGUUACAGGAAUGCUGUAGUACAGAAAUUAAGAUAACACCUUUUUUUUUCUCUUGGUAACUUGCCUUUGUUAUUCUUGUUCACUGGUUUUUAACAGUGAUGUUGUCUUCUGAGGUGGGUCAUUCUGCUACAUUUUUGAUUCCCUGAAGACAGUCCUCAAGCUGCAGGAGAAGGCCCACCAUUUUUAAGGCUGCAAUGCCGUGAUGACUAUUCUGUCAUGAAACAUGGUAGAGCUGCAUUAGAGAAAUGACAGUACUGUACUCCAGGAAUAAACAAAGGUAUAAGCAACCAGUUAAAGUUUUACAAAAGAUGAAGAGCAUCCUUGCUGCUUCAGUUAAUCUUUGUUUUUAGUAGUAUCAUUUUCUGUCUCAAUUACAAAGUGAAGAAUACAAAAUCUGACAGCUUUCUACUUCUGUGGUUAGGGAUUGCUUUACAUUUUUAUUGUGACUGUGUGAUGAUGUCAUCAUAGUGAGCCAGUGACACAGUAAAGGGUUAAUGUAAGAACUUCUGCUUUUUCUACCCUUCUGUUUCUGUAAAGAACACUCAACGAUACACUAUGCAAGCACAGUAUGUACCAUUUGAGAGAGGUUUUCUGUCAAAAGUAUGACUAAAGAGUAUCGUAUGGUUUGUAUUUGAUAUCAGAAAUUUUACCAGAAUUACUGUUUUAAAGGCCAGUACCAUUUUCAUAACUGCCAGAUUGUUCAUCCUCAGGGAGAAAGUUAUGAUUUUUUUACGUAGGAGUUUCAGGUUGCAUGUCUGCAAACUACAACAUGACAUGAGGGCAAGUAUCUGUAACCUUUUAAAUGAACUAAUAUUUCUGAGCAGGUGAAACAGAGACAAAUGCGUAGUCAGGCUUUUUUUUUUCUCCUGAAAAAAAUGCGAUAAAUAUUUCCAUUCCUUCCUAAUGAUAUUUGACAUCUUUAUCCACCACACUGAAAUAACAUCUUUUGCAUAGUUAUAUAUUUGGUGGUAUAUUUAUUUAUGUUACUAAGAUCCCUGAUAAUAUAUGACACACUUAAGAGUCUGUAUUAUUUAGUAAUCUGGUUAAAAUGAACAAUCAGACUCCAGAAAAAAAAAAGAAUGUUCAGGUCACAUUGGGGUAUGGUUAAAAUAUAACACUACUUUUGCCAAUUGCAUGUUUAUUAAAUUUAAAAGUAUUAGAAUGAUAGCGUGUUCCAGACUUCAAGUCAUCAUUUGUUAUUGAAGUCCAUAUACGUAUUUUAUGUUAUUAUAAUGGCGAAUCUGACUCUGGACCAAUAAUAAGCUUUGAGACUAUCUAUUUCCUGAAUCAACCAAUGGUUUUCAGAAGAUAUGAACUACAUCAGCCAACCAUGUUAGUGAAUGAUAAUUUUAUGAGUGUUUUUGACCCACUGAUAGAUCUUUUUUUUACCAUGUUUUAUGAAUAUGUAUUAGCUCUAAGCCAAUUUUGUUUUGAGACCACAUUCUCAUUUACAAGUACUAUCUUUUUUCUUGAAGGCAGAUUGUUGUUUGAUGAUAGGUUGUUUUGAUCAUCUUUUAUGGAUAUUUAUAAGUUUUGAACCAAUCGUGUUUUGAGAUUGUAUCCACCUAUCAAAAUGUCGAUUUUUCUGAGAUAUGCUAACUUGGGGGCUUGUCGGUCAUUUGACUCAUUUUGGCAACCAGAAUUAGGCUAUUUAAGGGGUUUGAUUAGCUUGAACCAAUUGUAUGAGGAAGUUUCCUACAUGGCGAUAAAAGCAGUUACGGGAUGUGACUAUUUGGUUUUAACAUAUGCCAAUUUUAAGAACAAAAGUAGUAUUAUUUUGUAACCGUUCUCUGACAUGACAUGAACAUUCUUUAGGUUUCAUUUACCAAUCUCACUGAUUGUUUUUCUGUGUCUUCCCCAACAAACCCUGAAUGGGGUUUUGUUUGUUUACUAUCAAACGAUGUUAAGUUGCAAAGCUGCUUACCAUCUAGAUACCAUAAGAAGACAAAGUAAGGCCGCAAAAGUGUGACAUUAACCACAGAAUUGUCAUUCAUAUGUGCAUUUUUCACAAUGCUUUUUGACAGUCAUGCAGAGCACCUAGUUUCUCCCUGUCACUCUAUGCAUCUGAUAGUGAUCAUGCUGUCAAUGAGUGCCAAACCUGCCAGUUAUUGUACGGACUAGUGGACAGGUACAGCCAAACUACAGGAUAGGAGCAAAAAUCAGGACAACAGGAUUGUGAGGAGAAGUGAAGACAGGUCAACAAAUGUUUAAAGACUGAAAGUCAAGAAACAGAAAGAAAAAAUUAACAGACCAAUUUAUUUUACCACCUUACCUUUUUAACUCCCGUUUUCCUUUGCAUUGUAGUCUUUCAUCUCAUAAAGACUGAGAUAAGUUAUACAUUGUCCUCGCCUUUCCAUUCUUUCUCUCUUUUAUAUAAUUGCUCAGUUGCCAAAGCCUUUAACUCUCUUUUAGAUUUUUCUCAACAUCUUUAUUCCUAUGGGCACACUAUUUACUUUUAGUAAACUUGUACCCAUAGCUUUCAAAGCAUUUUGGUUAUUAAAAUGUUUUUUUGCAACCAUCAUUUCAUAACUCCAGUGUACCUUAAUCUUCCAGAACAUGCCUCUUAGUAAAAGUCACUUUAUUGCCUGUCAUUUCUGGAUCCACCUCUUUAUAAAUCCAUUUUGUCCUUGUUUUCUUAAGUAUCUGACUAGGCUUUAUAAUGAUUCUUUUCUGCUUCUUUCUGGUUUACAAACUAGUUUUAUAAGACAUUCUUCUGUUUUAUCCCUUUAAUAAAAUAUCUGUAUGUUUUCACUACCUUGGACUACUUCUUCUUGUUUUCCUUACACUUUGUACACAGUAUUGUUUCUCAUCUAGAUGCACAUUGUGGAAAUUUAAACAACUCACUUAACCAGACUAGAGCACGCAAGUACAAACAUUUGCAUUUCAUAGCAGUGAGUAACUGCCUUUUAAAUAAUUAAUCAAGUAAGCAGUCACUGCUGGAUAAUGUCACUUUCAGAAGUGCUUCAUUCCAAGAUGCAAUAUUUGACCUCAGGAAGGUAUUAAAAGAGGUUCCCGUAUGACCUUGAGUUAUAGAGCACAAGACAUAAGGUAUCCUCCAGUCUAUUCUGAGAAGGCAGACAUUGCCUUUUAAGCUAGCUGUAGUAUACACCUUUAACAUUUAUUUGUUAAUUUAUAAAUGUAUGUGUGUAUAUAUGUUUGUUUGGUUAGGUUAGUGAACUAAUUCCACUGUGGCCUCAUUUUAUCCAUAGCCUGUAGUCUACAGAAGCUGUGAAGGAGUACAGUGAUACAUAAGUGCUAAUAUAAAACAAACAUAAGAUACAUGUAAGAUGAAAUACAAUUAUAAAGAAUUAUUCACAUUCUGGAAAACAUACUGAUAGCAUCUACAGAUAUCCAAUAAGUAAUUACUACUGGUAGGAAGUGCAAAAUAUAUACCUGAUGAAGGCAAACUCAGGGGUAAAGUGGAAAUGUAGGGAGUGAAAGGAUAGAGAAAACAGAAAAGGAGGGUAAGGAGGUGAAGAGUAUGUUGUAAGGGAAAUGUUGCUAGGUGACAGAACAGGGACGACAAGGCCGAAGCACUUUGGUGUUAGUGUUAAAAUUCAGAAAGUCAGCAGGAUGUGUGCAUAAGAAGGGGGUUGAAGAUAGGAGUAAGGCUGCAGAUAGUUAUGUUAUCAGGGGAUGAUUAAAGCAUGUACAGGCAGCCUUUAUUCAUAAAUGGCGUAGUAGUUUUCUGUAAAUUUACUGCGUUCUGGUGUGUGGAGGAUUUUGGCUGGGAGUGAGUCCCAUGGUUUGGUCAAGAGGAUAGAGAAGGCAUGGUCUGUGGAUGAAAGAGAAUUUCUAGGCCUAGCUAAUACUUGGGCAUUAUUGAACUAUGAGCAGUAGCUAAGACCAGGAAGGUCUGUAAGGUUUUGAGAUUUUUAUUGGUAGCAAAUCCCAGUAGUGGUUGGGCAUAUUCAAGUUGGCUUUGGAGGACAUCUAUCCAUAUUGUUUUUCCUCGCUGCUAGACUGAGGCAGUAAUCUCUUUGGUGGCAACCAAAGAGUGUAUAGUUGAGUGUGCUUUCGAGUUGAUCUAUGUCUGUUAGAUCAUAAAGUACAUACAGUCAAAUCAGGGAGAGGGCCCAGGAAGGGAAAACCACCUUUAUUCCUGUUAGCCAGUAGUCUCAUGCCCGAUGCCAUGACAAAAGUCCAUAAAAUGAAUUACUGGGGCUAACAGUUGCCAAGCUUUGGACUAAAAUCCUUGAAGUAUGGGCUUCUCUAUAUUGGCGUGUAGAAAUGAUCUUUUGUCUGUUUAUUCACUAGGAAGUCUUAAAACACUAAAGUUCAUUUGGUAGAUACUUAAAAUCAUCUACAUCUAUCUGAACGAACUUAUUUCUAUCUGAAAAGAAAAAAUUGAGCUGAGAUAUUUAGUUGAAUCCAAAUUUAAUCCAAAGGCAGAUGAGAGCAUCUGUUGACCCCAGUGAUUCAUUUUUAUGGCUUAAUCCAUGUUUGUGGACAUAUUUAAGCUGUUGUCUAAUGUUAUAUCCAGGUGUUUGAAAGUGAUUAAAAAGAGCUGAGAGCUAUAGUUUAAGGGAGGGGUAAGUGGUGGAGUUGCUUAGCUUUUGUGGAGUGCUGAAUUAAAUGGUUGUACUCUUCCUAGGGUUUAUGGUAAGUUGUUUGCUUAGUAGUGAUGACUACAGCUUUUUGAGGGUAUGCUGUUCUUGGAAAAAAGCGUGUAGUUGAAGGAGGAGUGGUAAAUGACAGUAUCACAGAGAUUCUUCAGUCAUAGUGAAAUUAACUAAUGAAUAAACUAAAGAGGUCUGAUACUUAGGGAACCCACAAAGAUACAUGUUGUCAGACAGUGAGUUGUUAUACUUAACUGUGAAAGUUGUGGUAGAAAGGUAAAUGCUGAACCUUAGUGUAGUAAAGGAGCCAAAGCUUGAAAGGGCCAGAGAUUUUAGCGGCAAUGUGUGUUUAAGUAAAAAGUGGCCCUUGGAAAGAAGAAUGGAAAGAGCUGCUGUUAGGGGCCCUGCUUAGUGUCUGUGAGUACGGAGUUAGUGUGGAUUUUAAUGCACUGAGUGAAAAGCUUGUUAUUUGCAUUUUCACAGUUCAGACAAAAAAAUCAGUAAACAUGAAAGCUGAACUGAGACUCAAUAAUGCUGGCAAAAGGGAAGGGAAGGACAGCAGAUAGGGAGAAAGAUGGUGACAGCAAAAAAAAAGAAAUAGUCCACUCUUUCUGGUUUAGUGAAGAAAGUUUUGGUUCUGCAAGAAAAAAAAAAUGUCACGCAUAUCUGCAGGGGCUAUCAUUCAAUAGAGAGCAGUUUCAACCAAAGUAAAAAGUUUGAGGGAAUUCCCUGAAACUACUUUCAGAGACAGAGGAUUUUUAGUCUUUUUCAGGUGUUAUGCAACUUCAGAGAUGAUAUGUGUAAGUUCGUUGGAUGUAGAGGGCACAGAGAACCUGCCCACUGCAAAACUAGAAUUCCUUAGAGAUUUGCUAAAAGAUUUUCUAUGAUUUUUUUGUGAGUUUUUAAUUUUGCAAAUAUUUCUUUUCAUGGAUCAGCAUGUAUCCACCUACCAGUUCAGAUUGAAUAACACUUUACAGGGUGCUCAGAAUUUCAGACUGGAGAGCAGUUUCUUCAUUCGUUUAAGUAUCACCUGACCAGUAUAGGUAGCCUACAAUAUUUGGAUGACAUACUAAUCAUAACAUUUUAUCCUCAACAGGUCUUUGAGUAUGGCAUUAUGCCUGUCUCAUUCACUCAUGAUUAUGACAUUGUUUUUACCAAAAUACAUCUUUAGGAAAACUGUUGCAUUCAUUUCCCUUGUAUGAAGAAAUGCUAUAGUAUCCCCUGGAUUCUGUGAAUUCAUUUGAGGUACCUGAAAGUUUAUUUCAUGUCCUCCUUCUUCCUCCUUUUCACAAGACUGUACAUUUUGACCCAUGUUACCUUCGUAUCGUAUGAUGCUGUCCAUGCAUGAUUUCUCAUCCCUUUUCUGCACUGCCUCAGGUCUGUCUAUGUCAUUUCAUUGAUGAGGUUUUCAUAACAGCAUGUUUGACUCUAAAUUCUUACCAACUUUCUAUAAAGAAGAAUAAUUAUUUUGUUAUUUCAUUUGCAGAUGUGCAACAUCAUCUGCAUUCUAUCCACAUUCCUUACUGGUCUCACAUACUACUUUCUUAUCUGUAUGUUAUUUAAUAUUAUUCACUUUAGGUCCGUUUCCUCUUUUUCUGCUGUUGUCUCCCACUUACAUAGUCCUUUCUUGGAUUUCAGUUUCCCAGAUGUUUUCAGCUAAAUAGUGUUCCAUUUCAAAUUAAAAAAAAUCAGAUGCAUUACCAUUUUGUCAUCCCAGUUUCUAUGACAUGCAUUACACUUAGUGGCACAUGAAGGACUGAGACAUCCCUUAGGAAGUUACCAAUAACCAUUAAAGUUGCCACUGUUUCUCUUGGUGCAGGUUUGGUGCUAAAAUGGACGAUGUAGUAGCAAUGCUUUCUAGAGAAAGCAUGAUUUUUAAAUGACUCGUGUCUGCCAUCAAUUUGAUUUUCAACAAAACUAAAUUUGAACCUUUCCAUUCAUGCUCCCCACAAAGACAGUUUUGUUGGAUUCCAGAAAGAUUUUAUGUUUUUAUCAUCUCUUAUAUUUACUUUAUAAAAAAGGAUUGCAUAGAUGUUACUUCCUUCCUGAUCCCCCACAACAAUGUCCCCCCUUCUUUCUUCAUCUUCUUCCUUCUUAGACAACAUGUAGAAUCGCUUAAUAAUUUUGAAACUUUAAGAAAUUACAUCUUAAAAAUCCUUCUGAAUCCAUUUUGUAGAAUCCAAGAAUCUGAGAGUAGACACCCCACUUCGGUCCACAGUAUCAAUUACUGUUAAUAGCAACUUCCUGUUGUCUCUUGCAGGCUCAGUACCUUAGAAAUUACUUGUGCGUGUUGGACCAAAAUAAGUGACUGCCUGAGACUGUUCUGUACUGUUUUAUGGACUUUCUUCCUUCCUCAUUGCUAUAUGACAAUGAGUUGGUGUAUGUAUGUUUGUGGCAUGGGGGUGCAGGGGUUGUCUCACAUGAAAAAAAUAGACCUCUCCCAUUAAUUUCUAUUUAACAAACAACUUUUGAGAAUUUCUGAUUGUAUCUAUACCACAUGGCUAUUUGGCUAUCAUUGUAAAAGCAAACAUUUAUGUUGAUCAGCAACUAAGACAGCAGGUGCCAACAAGUUGAAUACUUUUUGCCAAAACAACUUUUGCUGACACUGGCAUUUAUUGUAUUUUCUCCACUGCUGUUUGACCUUGGAGCAGGUAUAUAUUCAUUUGGUGGAAAUGGGUAGUGCCCCUCAGAUGGAUGAUGCAGGGGGUUGCCCCCUACAAAAACUAGUCACCUUAAAGUUUCAUCAAAAGUUGUUUGAUAUUUUUUUCUGUCUGCAUUUCUUAUAAAUGCUGUCAGUAAAGUGACAGGAUUCCCUCUGAGUAGAAGCCUUGACAACUGUUGCUGGUAUAUAUGCUUCUUUUCCAGCUUCAUCGUUUCUUCAUCUUCAAAGCUUCACUAAUGCAUAUUUCAAGUUUCAUUUUGUUACAGUACCCACAGAUUUAAAAAUGGUUAUAUAUCAACUUUCAGUGCCAGUAACAAGUUUCCACCAAGUCUAAGAGAAAAAGCAAAAACACUAGCACAACAAAAUGAGAUUGCAUUAUAUGAACGAUACCACAAUUAAGAGUGUUUAUCUUCAUGGCACUAGUCCAUGCCGUUAAUGGCAAAACAAUAUACAGAUUAAACUAACAAAUGCACUAUUUAUUUUUGAGCUUUGCACAGACUCAGCAGUGUGUUGUCCUGACAUUCAUUUGUCAUUUUAUUCAUAAAAAGAGAUUUUGGUUUAAAUUGUAUAAAUACUUACUGGAAAAUAAAUUAUUGCAUGAAAUGCUUCAGUCAUCACAGUUCUGUAGCUUUAUUUCCCUCCCCGUCGCUUUACUGCAUUUGUAAAUUCAGUAGGUAAGAUUUCCCAGUUUUAUUUUUCCUUUAAUUGCAGUAGUAUAUUCUUACAUUUAAGACCUUGCUAAGAAGUAUGGGUUACUGUGCUUUAAGAGAUUUUAGCUGACAUUUAUGCAAAAAAGAAGAAAUCAGGUUCACCAUGAUUACAUUAAUAGUGAUGGAUCCUGCAGUCUCAGGGCCUGUGAUAUUUAAUAUGUUAUAAUGUAAUCUCACGUAUAUUAUAUUGUAUAUUAUUCUGCACUGUACUUAGCAUGAAUUCUGGUACAGUCCUUUGUUCCCAUGCUAGUCAGGGUCCCUAAAGGAGGAUUUUUAAAGGGCUUUUCUUGCAUAGCUGCAGCCCACUUUGUCUCUUCUUUUCCACUAUGUGAUAUCUAAACAUGAUAGGAAUGCUACCUGGUCAUCAGCUCACAAUUUGCUAUUAGUAGGUUUUAUUUAAAUGUACAGCAUACAGUAUGAACUGUUCAAAAGUAAAUUGGAAAACAAUGCGUCAGUUCACUGCCACAGAAUGUAGACUUUUUUAAUUUUGAAGUAGAGUUUAGGAAUCUAUGGUGGAAAAGAGAUUUCACCUUUACCAAUGGACUUUGCAUUCCUCAUGCAUGCUAGGAAAUAUUUCCAGUGUAAACAUUUUGUUAAUUUGUUUUAAAAAUGUAUUUAGGGUCAUAUAUAGUGAGGAGGUAGAUUGCCAUGUGUUGAGAAUGAAACUGUAGACCUUCACUGCAGUUAUUGGAAAUUAGAAAGCAUUUUUGUUUUGCUGUUGGUUCAUGUUCAGGCCUGUACUUGCAUUGCCUUUUCUCUUUUUCCAUGUUUCUGUUUAAAGACAGGAGCCAUGGUCUGCUAGGAAAGCUAAAACCAGCUGCUCCAAGAAAACUGAACUUUGCAUCUACUUCCUCAGACAAAGCUCUUUAUUUCAGUGAAAACAAUAUAUGAAGCUAUUUAUUAUGCCACAUUGCCUGUCACUUGUGGCGGGAAUUUCAUCAAAGCAAGAUGUAAGGGAUUUCUUUAGACAUACGUUAAAAGUUUUAGGUGUUUUCCUGGACAUUAAUGGACUUUUAGUCAACAAACAAAAUAUUUCUCCAUUUCUCAAAGUGAGGAUUACCACUUCAGUGUGCACUUUACUACUAUGGAUAGAAGGGUUUCUGAAGUCCUCUGGGAAAGCCUGCUAAGAUGUCUUUCUAUGUGUCUUCUUUGAAGUUAAUAUAAUUCUGUGAAUGUUUGGAUUAAACAUGCAGUCCAUUAAACCAAUGUACAGUUAUUGAAAGUCUUGUCAAACAAGCUUGUACAGAAUACACAAUCUUAAAUAAAUGUGUAUGUCAUUA